CAUUGGCCACGCUCUCUUCUUCUUUGGCCUUUCACAUCUGUGGCGACUGCCUCUACUCGCUGAAUCCGCGGGUGAAUCUUCAAAGACGAUCGCAAGACGCCCGGGUUAGCCUCUCCUGGAGAUGGAUCCUCGAAUCGACUUGGCAUUCAUCAAACAAGAACACGAAGACGACGCGAGUUUUGGCGUGCACUACGAUUGUCGGGUCAAACACGAAGAUGCUCUCCGUGCCGCUGGUGAAGAAGCCGGCGACGGACCAGAAGAGACGGGAGAUUCCUACGGACGUCUGUCCGCUCCUGGCCCGAUCCACAUCAAGGCGGAGUUCUUUGAGGAGGACAUUGGUCAAGAUCAAGAUCUGAAGAAUGUUAAAGUUGAGGGAAGCGGUGAGAAGCCAGAGGAGACGGAGAGUUCCCAAGGAUGUCCUGCCACCGCAGACCAGAACUUCAUCGAGGUGGAAUUGGAGGAAGAGGACAUCGGUCGAGACGAUGAGAGUGCGACGGGACCACCCUGCGCAGAGUGUGCGAGGGAGCCGCGUGGACGACUCCCGACGGAGGGGCACGGGGAGAGGCGCACCGGCGGGAUGCUGCGAGGCUGUUCGCGGUGCAGCGGGUGGCGGCAGUCGCUCGGGGCCUCCGCAUUCGGCGUCGACAGGAAGAAGCCGCACGAGUGCGGGGAGUGCGGCAAGGGCUUUGCGAGGCCCUUCGACCUAAAGAACCAUGCGCGGAUACACAGCGGCGAGAGGCCGCAUGCCUGUGCCGAGUGCGGCAAGGCGUUCGCGCAGCGCUCCAACCUGGAGACGCACGCGAGGACGCACAGCGGCGAGAGGCCGCACGCCUGCGUCGAGUGCGGCAAGGGGUUCUCGACGCGCUCCAACCUUGAGACGCACGCGAGGAUACACAGCGGUGAGAGGAUGCACGCGUGCCGCGAGUGCGGCAAGGGGUUCACGCAGCGGACCAACCUGGAGACGCACCUGAGGACGCACACCCGCGAGAGGCCGCACGUGUGCUGGGAGUGCGGGAAGGGGUUUACGGCGCGCACCUCGCUGAACAAGCACUAUAGAACGCACACCGGCGAGAAGCCAAACGUGUGUCCCGAGUGCGGCAAGUGCUUCGCGCAGCCGUGCGAUUUGAAAAUCCACUCGAGGACGCACACCGGCGAGAAGCCGUACGUGUGCAGGGAGUGCGGGAAGAAGUUCUCGCAGCGUUGCAAUUUGGAGACGCAUUCCAGGACGCACACGGGCGAGAAGCCGUACUUGUGCAACGAGUGCGGAAAGAGGUUCUCAAAGAAUUCCAAUCUGGAGACUCACUCGAGGACGCACACCGGCGAGAAGCCGUACGUGUGCAAGGAGUGCGGGAAGAGGUUUACGCAGCGCUCCAAUUUAGAGACGCACUCUAAAACGCACACAAGUGAAAAGCCGCACGUGUGCAGCGAGUGUGGGAAAGAGUUUAGGUUGCGCACCGGCUUGAAAAGACACUCGAGAACGCACACCGGCGAGAAGCCGCACGUUUGCACCGAGUGCGGCAAGGCGUUUUCACGUUGUUCCACUUUGAAAAAGCACGCCAGAACGCACACGGGCUAGACGCCGCACGUGUGCAAGGAGUGCUUGAAAGGAUUUCCAAAUCCUUCUCACUUAAAUCGGCAUUCUGUGAAACACACUUCCGCGAGAAGCCACACAUUUGAAGGGAGAGGAGGAAGGGGUUUGUACAAUGUUGCGAUUUUUGACAGUCAUUCUAAAUCCAUACAGGGGUUUCUUGUAUAUAUUCAGUCUUGAAUUAGUUUUUUUUAAAUGAGAUGAAAAUUUAAUGUGUAAUUGAACGAAUUUAUGCUAAUUUAUGUAAUUAUGCAAAGUAUGAAUUUAUACUAAUUAGGCCCUGUUUCGUUGCCAAUGGUUAUUACCGAUGGUGAUAAUAAAAUUAAGGUGUAAUUGUAUGAAGUUAUGCAAGUGUAUGUAAUGAUGCUAAUUAGGCUUGGCUUUGUUGUCUAGGGUUGUAUUAUCAAUCGGGAUAAUACAAUGAUUCUCACUUUAACUUUUACUGAUUAUGUUUUCGUGUGUUUGUCAGGUCUCAAAAUUCAGAUCUCACCGCAGGAAACAGUUCUUAUAAUUAAGAUUAGUAUGCAUGAACUUAGGAAGGCACCACUCAGACUCUUCUGUGUUAAGCAACUUUAAUAUCUAAUAAGUAUAACCCGUAAAAACUAAGUUUUUCACUAUAAAUCCUUUAUAUGCGUGGCAGCUAGAGUCCUCUCGUCCUCUGGCUUGAGAUGGCUGCCACCUAUGGGUCAGAUGAUUGUCUGCCAGUAUUAAGCAAUUGGUAAUUAAAUAUUUAAUUUGUUUUCACGAACAUUAAUUGUCUCGCACAACGAGUCUGUGUGCAAAAUGUCAGCUCGAUUGGAUCACGGGAAGUGGGUUAAAAAACGACCGAAAGAUUUGCACUGUCGUAAGCAAGCACGCAAGCACACAAGCAAGCGAACUUAAUAUAAAGGAUUUAAAAACACUUAUGCUCGGAAUUGUCAACACAGUACUCCUCGAAACGUCCUAUUCAUUGAUCCGUACAAAUAACCCUCUGGUUACGUUUAUUAACUGAGCACAAAACAAUCUGCUAAUCCCUCAGAGUAAAGCGAGCAUGCACGGCGAUGGGAAAAAGUCCUUAAAAUGCAUGUGACAAUAUUCAUACGAACGGUAAUAAAGAAACAUGUGUCUAAAGCAAAAGUAGUCGUCAAUUAAUUCAUUGGUAAGAUUAUGCAAUUAACGAAAACGAAUUACUAAAAUUCUUCUAAACGACCGUAUUCAUGUAACUCAACGGGCAGCAAUGCUUUUCACGAUCAGCUAAUAUUUAACGCACCUGCCUUGGAAUGGCACCCCUUUUCGAAACGCAAAGAUAACUUUUUGGAACAAUCUUUUUAGUCCCGAUAUGCGUGUUGUGUGUGUGAAUUGGCGGCUUACGCGGUACAGCGUUCCUUGUACUGAAAAUACCUCAGGAUCCCAGCAGGGCCGCUGGGACUGCGUGUGUGUGUGUAUUGAACACACAGCGCUCUUGCCUGCGCCGACACUCUUCCUCUUGGCUGUGCCAGCUCUCUCCACUGCUGGUUGGUAGUUGAGUUGGCGCGAUGAUGCCGUCGUCGGAUAGCGCUCGCAGCUGGUCGCCGUUGCUCACUCUUGUCUUAGUUCCCAGCUGGUGCUUGUCGGUGUGUGUGUGGGUUGAAUCCACGGCGCUCUCGCCAGCGCUGACACUCUUGGCGGCUGGUCAGGCUCUUUCCACUGCUCCGUGCUCUCUCCCUUAGUGUGCAGCUGCCAGCUUCAAGCGGGCACCCGGUGAUGCCUCUCCUGCCCUUCCUUCAGGCUCUUUCCACUGCUCCGUGCUCUCUCCCUUAGCGUGCAGCUGCCAGCUUCACGCGGGCACCCGGUGAUGCCUCUCCUGCCCUUCCUUCAGGCUCUUUCCACUGCUUCGUGCUCUCCGCCCUUCUUCCAAGAGGGCUCCUGCUUUGAGCUGCUCGUCGCUGCCUGGAUCACUGACUCUCAAAACUCGUAAAUUGCAUGAGCACCUUUUUAGCUUCUCACAACUCUUACAGCGUAGCAUAAUACAGCAUAUCGCAGUCCUCGACUCGGCAAGCGACUCAACAUAAGGGUAGAUCUUCUUGGUUCUUUCGGUAAAGUCACGUAGAAGGGAAGUAAUAAAAUAAUAAAAAUAAAACUAUUAAAUAAUUCUCACGACGUUUCGGCCACAACGCAAGCAGCCGUCCUCAGGUGGAGAACAGGUCAGUCGGGAAGACAGCGUCUGAAUGAGAAUAAAUCGCAAUAUAAGGGUAUAAGGGUAGAUGUUAAAUAACACUUUCAGCAAUACUCUGUCAGUCCAUGCCGAACUCAGCUCUAGAGCCUGCCCGUCGCAGCACUGAGUUGCCUGUUUUGUGUCCUUGCUUAUAUGUGGAAUUCUCCCCCCUCUGCACUUCUCUCACGAAAAACACAAUCCCUGUCUUGUUCUUCUCCCGUGGCCACAGCCGCCUGGUUGCCCCCCCCCCCUUUUUGACCAUUGACUGGCUGCUUUCCAUCACCAUGUUAUGUUUUGGUUUGCGUCCCCCCCCCUCUGCCCUCGUGGUGUUUGCUAUCUCAAGGGGAGGCCCUCCCUUCAUACGUAAUUUAUUGCUACCAUGUGCUGUGUCAAAUUGUUGGAAGACAAAGGCGGUUUGGAGGCUCUGGUCCUAUGGAAUACAUUAUCUUGGUCGUGUGUGUUUGACCUAUUUCGCCUUAUAUCUCUUUUGAAUUACCUUAGGUGUAAUACUUCAUAAUUAUUAUUUGGUUUAUGUUUAACCAAAAUUUGUGACGUACCAUAGUUGUUACCUCACGUAUUCCGAGGGUUUUAUUAAACUUUGUUCACCGUGUGUGUCUUCAGGGAUCUGUGCUUCUUAUUUCAGUUAUAUUUUG
Molecule: messenger RNA, 4414 nt
Organism: Lethenteron reissneri (Far Eastern brook lamprey)
Lineage: Eukaryota; Metazoa; Chordata; Hyperoartia; Petromyzontiformes; Petromyzontidae
Product: zinc finger protein 135-like
Biological process (GO): regulation of transcription by RNA polymerase II
Cellular component (GO): PcG protein complex; transcription regulator complex; chromatin
Molecular function (GO): protein dimerization activity; RNA polymerase II cis-regulatory region sequence-specific DNA binding; DNA-binding transcription factor activity, RNA polymerase II-specific
Source: RefSeq, a predicted model, not a curated record